CUGUCCACCCGCUUCCUCAUAAGGACGGAGGAGGGAAGAAACGAGCCCGCAACUCCGCGCGAGCAAGAGCCACCCACCUCACGUUGCGGCCACCACCUCCAGUCCUCCACCCGCCUGCCCACCCCCGGAAUAGGCAGCAGCCGCAGCCAGCCGGCCAUUGGGGAGGCUCAUGCGGCGGGGGCAGGGGGAAGGGUAGAAUGGGCAACGUCACGUCGUCGGUGGCGGCGCGGCUGGCCUUCUUCCCUCCGGAGCCGGCGACGUACGGCGUCGAGCCUGCCCAGGACGGCGCCGGCGCAGGCGGGCUGCUGCGGAUGACGGGGGUGUCGUCGGACGCGGGUGUCGAGGUGCGCGCGCUGCCCACCAGGGCCGGCACGCGCGUCGUCUCGGCCUUCUGGCGCCACCCCUCCGCGCGCCUCACGCUGCUCUACUCCCACGGCAACGCCGCGGACCUCGGGCAGAUGCUCGGGCUCUUCCUCGAGCUCCGCGCGCACCUCCGCGUCAACAUCAUGAGCUAUGAUUACUCAGGCUAUGGUGCUUCUACAGGAAAACCAUCAGAGUACAACACAUACUAUGAUAUAGAGGCAGUUUAUGAUUGCUUGAAAAAGGAGUAUGGGAUAGACGAAGAGGAAUUAAUCCUGUAUGGGCAAUCAGUUGGAAGUGGACCAACACUGCAUUUGGCCUCACGUUUGGAAAAGUUAAGAGGGGUUGUCCUUCACAGCGGUAUACUCUCUGGCAUACGGGUUCUUUAUCCAGUGAAAGUGACACUUUGGUUCGAUAUCUUCAAGAACAUUGACAAAAUAAAGCAGGUCGACUGCCCUGUGUUAGUCAUACAUGGGACAGCCGAUGACAUCGUUGACUUCACCCAUGGCAAGCGGCUGUGGGAGCUAGCAAAGGAGAAGUACGAGCCCCUAUGGGUGAAAGGCGGGGGUCACUGCAACCUGGAAACUCACCCCGAAUACAUCAGGCACUUGCGCAAGUUCAUAAACGCGAUGGAGAAGCUCGCGAAAGAUAAAGCACCCAAGGCAUCCCAGGUGGCGCCUUCGUCGAGCAUGGCCGACGUAAAACACAACAAGUGCUUGAAAUUCGGGAAGAAAUGAGACAGAACCGCAAGCUGUCAGCUGAACUAACCAUGUCGCUGCCUGCUCAUAUUCAUACAUGCAAGCUGAAGCAAUGGCAGGAGAAGUCAUCAGCCAAGCGGCAGGGGCUCCUUUCUUGGUGACUCUGACGCACCCCAGGAAAUCGCCAAUGCGGCAACCCUAGCUUGUUAUCCGUGUGAGUUCAGGUUAUUAGACAGAUCGACCCGUGGCUGCAGUGUGCUGGCUGGAGAGAUGCCUUUGUUUUUCUACUGGGUGCCACAAAAUUAGCCUGUUCCUAGCUCAUGUUUUCUUUUCUUUUCUUUU
Panicum hallii is the source of this 1400-nucleotide messenger RNA. Its product is annotated as alpha/beta hydrolase domain-containing protein 17C. Lineage: Eukaryota; Viridiplantae; Streptophyta; Magnoliopsida; Poales; Poaceae. The record is from RefSeq and is a predicted model, not a curated record. The transcript is spliced from 5 exons. The coding region runs from base 198 to 1097 and encodes 299 amino acids.